Solanum pennellii is the source of this 678-nucleotide messenger RNA. RefSeq lists its product as uncharacterized. Lineage: Eukaryota; Viridiplantae; Streptophyta; Magnoliopsida; Solanales; Solanaceae. The transcript has 2 exons. Gene Ontology annotation, molecular function: nucleic acid binding; zinc ion binding. The record is from RefSeq and is a predicted model, not a curated record. Bases 1 to 678 code for a protein of 225 amino acids.
AUGUCUAAUGUCGAGAUAAGGUCGGCCAUUCAUAGCUUGACUCAAGUGUUGGAUACUCAAGUUGCUAGGGAUACAAUGGUGAAAGUGAACCUCAAUGCUAAUACCACCGCUUCAAGGAUUAGGGAUUUCACUAGGAUAAAUCCCCCUACUUUCUAUGGUUCUAACGCAGAGGAGGACGCACAAGGGUUCAUUGAUGAAGUGUUCAAAGUUCUUGAUGCUAUGGGUGUGUCUUCUAAAGAAAAGGCGGAACUAGUCGCCUACCAAUUCAAAGAUGUGGAUGAAGUGUGGCAGUUGAAGAAGGUGAGAACCGAAGAGGGGAAAUCUUCUAAGAAAAGGUUUGAGGUUCAAGACAAACCAAGGUUCAAAAGGAGGUUUUCUAACCAAGACCCUCCUAAUGCUCCAAGUAUCAACUAUAGUAAGGUGUCUACUCCCAAGCCCCAAGAGGGGAAAGGUGGUGAUUCUUAUGUUGAGAAGCCUCUUUGUUCAAAAUGUGGCAGAAAACAUGAUGGUAAGUGCCUAGUUGGCACGGGUAAUUGCUAUGGUUGUGGCAAGAGUGGUCACAUGAAGAGAUAUUGCAUUAUGAUGAAGAAUCAAGGAAGAGAAAAUGCUCAAGCUCAAGCAAGUGCCCCAAAUUCGGAUGCUUCUAAGAAGAAUCACUUUUAUGCUCUCCAAUCCUGA